Messenger RNA from Phyllopteryx taeniolatus (common seadragon), 2889 nucleotides. Its product is annotated as phosphoinositide-interacting protein-like. The record is from RefSeq and is a predicted model, not a curated record. The transcript has a single exon. NCBI's taxonomy places the organism in Eukaryota, Metazoa, Chordata, Actinopteri, Syngnathiformes, Syngnathidae. The coding region runs from base 196 to 600 and encodes 134 amino acids. Gene Ontology annotation, biological process: positive regulation of cation channel activity; phosphatidylinositol-mediated signaling. Gene Ontology annotation, molecular function: transmembrane transporter binding; phosphatidylinositol bisphosphate binding.
UCAGUGCUUUUGGUGUCACAGGACACAAUAUUCUGCCAGUCGAUGAAUUAACAAAUGUAAAGUUUCAACCACUUGAACAUUUUACACAGUUUGGACAAACAAUUCCGUCAUUCUGUAGCAAACCACUCGGGGGAGCCACACUUAACGUACUAGACCAUCUCGCUUUGUUUUUGGUCUUUCCCUGUGUAGGAAGUCAUGCCGGGCAGCCCCGAGAACAUCGCCUUGGGCGAGUCUACGCUGUCUCAGUCCCGCGACCAGCUGACGCCGCCCAGCCGCACGGAGAGUACGGUGUUCAGCCUCUCCCGCAGCGAGUCGCUGUGGACGGCCGAGACGCCGCCGAGCCGCUGCCAGGUCUUCUGGUUCCCCAUCCACUUCAUGUCGACGGGCGGCGGCUUCCUGGUGUGCGGCAUCAUCAUCAGCGGCCUCUACUUUGCCGGACACAGCCGCAAGGUCAGCAACAUUCUGGGCCCCGCCCUGCUCUCCAUCGGCCUCAUGGUGUUCGUGGUGGGCGUGGUGCUCAUCCCCAUCACCAAGGAGAACAGACGGCUCGCCUUGAAGAAGCCGCUCGCCUUCCAACGGCAUCCCGCCUUCAACAUAUGAGCGCGAGGAAGCUUCUGCACCCGAAGCAUGACUUGCUUUGAUAAGCCAAAGAAGGAAGUGGCUCACUCCAUAAUCACCAUACAGGGAUUCUUAUAUAGUGGACCUUGAUAAUUCCUUAAAGAGUCUACGAAAAAUCCCUUUGUAGUGAGUCGUGACGAUUUUGAUGUAGUGGACCAGAACCUCUUUGUUGGGUGAUUAUCCUCGCAUCUCCAAACUUUUCAGGAAAUUAAAAUGAAUAGCCAGAUUGCAUGAGGUAGCAAACACCACAUCGUUCGUGACUAUUAUACCUUAUUAUAACUGCUAACGCAACAUCACCCCCAAAUCAUGUUAAAUCGCUAAUUUAACACGUCCAAUUUUUUUUUUGCUAUUUUAUGUCGCUGUCAUUUAUAAAAAUGGUACAGACACGUUAGCAGCACAUCGCCAGCGCUAGCCAUCCACAUCAAAGUCUUCGCUCAUGCUGACCCCCACAACCACACAAAAACCUGUAAUACGUGACGACUGCGAUGACAUCAUCCAUCAGCCGUGACUGAUGCAAAAAAUACAACGAUGAGCUCACAAAGCGCUUUCUUCUGCACUCAUCCAUUUUUAACAAAACAGGAUGACUCAAAUGUAUUUAACCAUCUAGACUCAGUGUUGCUUAUUGAGAAAUUUGAUAGCCGCCGUCAAAACAAAUGUUGAAAUGCUGCGCAGUGUUUGCUCGGUCUACCAGUCUUUCCAUUUCAAGCCUCGCUUAUACUCCAGAUCUGGAUGUCCAAAAUGGUGGCUAAAUACCGAUCAUGUGAUCAAAAACGAUCUAAGGCUGUGCUGCCACCUCGAUGCAAACUGCCAUUGAACACCAGUGAAGAAGAAGACCACUCAAUGCAAGAUUUUUUCGCUGUGGGUCCAUGCAAGACUCUUCCAACAAUUCUCUCCUGAUUGAUCUUCCGUUGACGACCCGGUUGACCUCUGACCUUCCUGCCUCGUCGUUCGACCGGGAAUUCCCUCAGCUUUCUACCCCCAACCACAAGUUCUGCCUAAGCGCGUUUUCCUGUCCCCUUGCCCCUUUGGGAUUUUGCUACAAAGAAUUGAGCUGUGGAUUACGGAGCAUUACACGACUUGGCCGCAAAACCUGUUCCCAAUCUUCAAAGGCAUUCUAUCUGGACUUGGACGUGAACUGCUCUGUAUCUGGACAGUGAAGUUAUCUACGUGGCCACUCAGGCGUUUGUCAUCGGACUGGUCACAGUUGAUGUUACAAAUCAUUUCCAACUAUUGCCGUGGUUUGAUGUACUGCGCUUGGUUGGGUUCUAGACCACCACACACAGCCAUGACAACCUUGUUGCAGGUUCUUGCUACUUAUGAGGCCUGUGUUGAAGGCUAAUAAGCGCUAUUUAACUCAGAUGCAUCAGAUGAACUUUACAGUAACAAGACAUUUCCAGUGAAUGAUCCCGAAGGGAAUCUAAUCUGAUCAGGUUUGUGGAUGGUCCCCAGAGGGCUUCUUGGCGCACCGGCUGGCACAAACAUAAAGCUACAGAACACAGAGCUUGUAAUAAAAGUGUCAUACAAAGUUUUUUGUAACAGUGGCACCUUGACUUACAGGUGUCCCAACUUUCGAGUAUUUCAGGUUACGAGCAGCCGCUUUGUUUAGAAUCUUUGCUGUGUGUUGAGAGCUAAAAUUUGAAAAGUCCACCAAAAAUCCCUUUUGUUGUUAUUAGGGACACACCUUCUCCCCAUUUAUUUCUGAGUUUGUAACACUAACGAUUCAUUCAUGAGACUGGGGUGGGAAAACGGCUUAACUGGGCCCGAUUUGGACAGUUUCACUUAGGGGGUGUGCUCACUUUUGUUUACCGUGGAUAAGAAAGUAAUGGCUGUGUGUUCUUUGUUUUAGGGCACGGUAAAUGUACACCGACUACUGGACAUUGUCGCAAAGUGUCAUUUCUUGUGUUGCCUCAUGAAGAUAGAAUUCAGUUAGUUACUCACAUGUAAGGGGUGUGCUCCCUUUUGUGAGAUAGUGUAUGUGACUUCUUCCCACUACUGUGGAAGGAUGCCAGGGAGAUACUCGGGGAUGUCGAUGAUGGAAAAGUGCACUUGAGGGCGGGACUAAUGCGAUGUGAUCACCGAUAUGAGUAGAUUAAACGCCGCUUGACUUUUCCUCUCAACUCAAGUGAGCGGCCAGCAGCGGCGCACAUUCACAAGGAAUAUUAUGGCACAUCAUUGGUGGACGUGAUUACUUCACCGACAUGUAAACUGUGUAUUUCACUUUUAAAUCAUGUCAUAAAUCACAACAAACAACAAUAAAUUGGUUCACAUGUA